Molecule: messenger RNA, 1422 nt
Organism: Anolis sagrei ordinatus
Lineage: Eukaryota; Metazoa; Chordata; Lepidosauria; Squamata; Anolidae
Product: vomeronasal type-2 receptor 26-like
Biological process (GO): G protein-coupled receptor signaling pathway
Cellular component (GO): plasma membrane
Molecular function (GO): G protein-coupled receptor activity
Source: RefSeq, a predicted model, not a curated record
AUGUCAAAGAACUACCAGCAAGUCUUGGCACUUGUAUUUGCUGUGGAGAAAAUCAACAAGGAUCCCCAUUUCUUACCCAACAUUUCACUGGGAUUCCGGCUCUAUGACAACUAUUACUAUGGAGGCCAAACCUAUGAGAAUGUCAUUAGCCUUCUGUCUGAAAGGGACAAGCUCACACUGAUUCCUCCUCCUCUCUAUGGAUAUGAGUCCUACUAUGGUUAUGGGCAGCCAUCUUAUAACAUGAUGGGCACAGAGGAUGCAGAGAAGGUCACAAUAUUUCCCAACUACAAUUGCCAAGGCCACAAGAAGAUGGUGGCUGUCAUUGGGGGGCUGACAUCAGAGUCAUCUGUGCAGAUAGCCAACAUGCUGGAGGUCUACAAGUUACCACAGCCACCUCAUUCUGUGUGCAGCAAUAAAUGCUUACCUGGAUUCCACAAGAUGCCUUUGAAGGCCAACCCCAAGUGUUGCUUCCAGUGUACUGAAUGCCCUAAAGGAGCAAUAUCCAACCAGUCAGAUAUGGAUUUCUGUAUGAAGUGCAAAGAGGACUUCUAUCCAAACAAAGCAAGAAAUAAGUGUAUACUCAAAAGCAUCACUUUUCUAUCCUACACAGAACCUUUGGGAAUAGUUUCAGUGUCUAUUGCUCUAUAUUCCUUCCUCCUUUCUGCCCUGGUACUUGCAAUGUUCAUUAAGCACAGGGAUUCUGCCAUAGUCAAAGCCAACAAUCGACAUCUCAGCUAUAUCCUCCUCUCUUCCCUCAUGCUGUGUUUCCUCUGUUCUUUGCUCUUCAUUGGUCAACCAAGGAAAAUGACCUGCCUUCUUCGUCAGACAGCCUUUGGGAUCAUUUUCUCUGUCUCUCUUGCUACCAUCUUGGCCAAAACCAUUACCGUGGUUCUGGCCUUCAAGGCCACAAAACCAGGCAGCGGUACACGGAAAUGGCUGAGACCUAGACUUUCAUAUUUCUUUAUAAUGGUCUGUUCUCUUAUUCAGACUGUCAUUUGCAUGGUCUGGCUGGGAACCUCCCCUCCAUUCCCAGAUGCUGAUUUCUAUUCAGAGCUUGGACAAAUCAUCCUGGAGUGCAAUGAGAGCUCACCCGCUGCACUCUACUCCAUUCUGGGCUACAUGGGCCUCUUGGCUUUGGUGAGCUUCAUUGUGGCUUUCCUUGCCAGGAAGCUCCCUGACAGGUUCAAUGAAGCCAAGUUCAUCACUUUCAGCAUGUUGGUUUUCUGCACUGUCUGGAUGGCCUUCAUCCCAACGUACCUCAGCACUAAGGGGAAAUAUAUGGUGGCUGUGGAGAUCUUCUCUAUUUUGACCUCUGGAGUUGGGUUGCUUGGCUGCAUCUUUCUACCUAAGUCUUAUGUCAUUCUACUGCAUCUAGAUAGGAACCAAAAAGUGCAAAUAACUAGCAAAUAUUUCCACAAAUAA